This is a messenger RNA of Stylophora pistillata, 1355 nucleotides long. RefSeq names its product schlafen-like protein 1. The record is from RefSeq and is a predicted model, not a curated record. Lineage: Eukaryota; Metazoa; Cnidaria; Anthozoa; Scleractinia; Pocilloporidae.
CCUCCUUUGCAAUCAGCCUGCGGAGUUGCAGCUCAUUCUUAAAACAGUUCAAAAGAUGCAGAAAGGUGGAAAAUACCCCAGCAAUGAAGAUGGAAGAGUCUAUUUUUUCUUUCCAAAAAUGGGAUACCCCUCUGGGAACUUUCAUGAGAUAAUCACAAAACAUGUUAAUGCACUGCUGAACACAAAGGGAGGUGUAUUGGUGUUUGGAGUUGAUCCUGUCUCUGGCAAAAUUUUGGGAUGUCCUGUUAACAGAGCUCAGGAGGACCUUUUCAGAUUGGAAUUUGACAAAGAGGUCAGAAACAUGAGACCAACAGUGUCUCCAAGUCUUUGCAGGUUCAUACUCACAAGGUUAGAAAAUUCCCCUCUGUUUGUGCUAGAAGUUAAAAUCAGAGCAGCACCAAUUGGAGAAAUGUACAUGAACUCAUAUGAGCAGGUUUAUGUUAUCAGACAAAGAAAAUUGUUUGGUCCUCUAAGACCUCAAGAGAUUAAAGACCUGGUGAUUGCCAAAUACAGAGAGGAAAUAUCCUCCACAGUUAAUCUCCUCACACCUGUCAAAGAAUCCCAAGAACAACAAGUCAAGUAGUUUGGGAACUUAAGCAGAAAAGAACAUGUUCAGUUUAAUGCACAUUGCUGGAAAGGUUUCUGUCAGUCCUUCUUUUAAUAUUAGGGACGUCAGGCAGUCAGGAGAGCGACACAGAGGAAGUCAUUGAUCGGAAGAAAAGGAAUUCAUAUCUUUUGUUAGAAUUUCUGGAUGGGUUUUUCCUCUAUAAAGGUUCACACCUCAACUUUUGAAUAAUGUUAGAACGCAAUUUUGAGUUCCACAUGGAAACUUUAAUAAUUUGCCGUUGGGGUUCCCAUUCUCUCACCAUGCAAAUUUUGAUUAUUUCACAAUGUUGUUUCAUAGAGAACGGCUAAGAAAUGUGCAGUUUUAAAAUACAUGGCUGAGCUAUUUUUCUGCAUUUUAGAUCUAUUGUUUUGCCAUGUCCUAGUUGCCAUCAUUGUCCACUUAAGGUUUCUCUCACCUCCUUGUGAACAGCAGCAAAAAAAGUUUGGUUCUUGCAAAAUUAAACCCAGGUAAAAGACCAGUAGCCAAAAUACAAAGUAAUGGUCCUUAAUCAUACUUUACAUGCACCCCCUUGAGUAUUUUCCACCACUUUUUUUUUUUGGUGUUUUGUCAUGUGGGAACAUUUGAUCUGGGUGUUGUAAGAGUCUUUGUUCAUUAAAAAAUCUCAUUCUGCAUCUUAACAGCAAGACUUGAGGGUGAAACAAACUUUUCUGAUAAAAACAAUCAUGAGGGCUAGUAUCACUAGGUUUCUGUUAAUGUGACUUCAGACCCGAUUGGAUACUUCUUCUGA